Physeter macrocephalus (sperm whale) is the source of this 1756-nucleotide messenger RNA. It is a transcript of the gene PPP1R15A, whose product is annotated as protein phosphatase 1 regulatory subunit 15A. Gene Ontology annotation, cellular component: protein phosphatase type 1 complex; endoplasmic reticulum. The record is from RefSeq and is a predicted model, not a curated record. Gene Ontology annotation, biological process: response to endoplasmic reticulum stress. Lineage: Eukaryota; Metazoa; Chordata; Mammalia; Artiodactyla; Physeteridae. Gene Ontology annotation, molecular function: protein phosphatase regulator activity.
ACAGAUGGCUCCAGGCCAAGUGCCCCAUCAGCCUGGCCCCUGGAGGGAUACCCACCACUUCUAUCUCCUGUCCCCGCUGGUGGGCCUUCUCAGCUGGGCCUGGAGCCACCUGAGAGGCCCAGGAUCUCCAGAGCCCUGGUUGGUGGAAGCAGUAACCGGAACAGAUCAGGGAGAAGCUGUCCCGGAGGGAGAAGCUAAGGCUUCUCUGGCCACUCACCAUGCCCCCAAGGGCAGGCACCCUCAAGAGGAGACUGGAGACAGUGGAGCCGCUGAGGAGGAUGGAGAAGCAUCCUGGGGGCCUGCCCUGACCUGGAAACCAAGUGAUCUCUUCUUGAAGGGACUUUUAGAUGAUGGUGACGAAGAGUAUGUCAGGGAAGAAGCAACCAGUGUCCCUAGAGAGCAGGGCAGUGAAUUUAUGGAUGGCCAGCCUGCUCCCCCGUCCCCCAGCCUUCUGAUAACAUCCCUGCAAGACCUUCCUGGGGAGGAGGAAUCUAAGGAAGAAGGGGUUCCCGAAGAUAAAGAAGUGAUCACGUUCUCUUUUCCUCCAUCACACUGGGAGUGUUGUCCAGCGGUGGAGAAAGAGGAGGAAGAGGAGGAAGAGGAGGAAGAGGAGGAGGAGGAGGAGGAAGAAGAAGCUGUAAAUAAAGGAGCUCCUAGAACAUCUACCUCUCCCUUAGCUCUGGGAUCCAAGUGCAGAGCUUGGGUGUGCUGCCCCGUGGAUGGAGCCACAGAGGAAGAAAGAACAGAGAAUAAAGCAGCCACGAAGACCUCCAUUUGCCCCUCAUCUGCAGGCUCCCACCUCAGGGCCUGGGAGUGUUGUUCAGGAGAGGAGCCUGAGGAGGAGAAGGCCAAAAAAGCUGAGAAAGGAGAAGCUGACCCAGAGCCACACUCCUCAAUUCCAGCCCAGAGGCCCCCGCUCCGGACCUGGCAGCAUCAAUCCAGUGAGAUCACAGAGGAAGAAGAGGAGGAGGAGGACAGUGAUUCAGGAGAAGCUGAGGCUUUCUCUUCCGUCCCACCCACAAGUGUCUUCCUGAGGGCCUGGGUGUACCGACCAGGAGAGGACACAGAGGAGGAAACAGAGUGUGAGGGUGAGAAUAAGGAUGAAGAUGAUGAAUCAGAAGCAGCUGACUUGGAACCAAGUCCCUCCCUUCAGGCCCAGAGUGCCCUCUUCAGGGACCGGAUAUAUCAGCCUGGAGAGGAAACAGAGGGAGGGGAAGCUGCCACAGAGUGGGGAGAAGCUGAGCCCUGCCCCUUCCGAGUGGCCAUCUAUUUACCUGGAGAGAAGGCCCCACCUCCUUGGGCUCCUCCUCUGCUGCCCCUCCGUCUGCAAACGCGCCUCAAGUCUGCAGAAACCCCCACCAGGCAUCGGGACCCUGAGCCUCCCCUAAACACCAGAAAGGUGCGCUUCUCUGAGAAGGUGUCCGUCCAUCUCCUGGCUGUCUGGGCGGGACCCGCCCAGGCCGCCCGCAGAGGCCCCUGGGAGCAGUUCGCCCGGGAUCGCAGCCGCUUUGCCCGACGCAUCGCCCAAGCCCAAGAGGAGCUGGGUCCCUACCUCACCCCUGCCGCCCGGGCCAGGGCCUGGGCACGCCUCGGGAACCCUCCCACUUCUCUGGCCACCAUACCUGCCCCUACCCCGACCUUAUCCAUCCCCAUGCAGACCACGCCUUUGAGCCACAUUCUGGCCUCUCCAUCUCCUCCCUGUAUGUCUCCUUGCCUGGACCUCAGUGGGAGGCGUGGCUAAGAUGAAGUAGUUUUC